AUUAUUAUUAUUAUUUAUGUUUCCUUUCUAUAGAGUUGAGCUUUGUCCUUUAGGGAUUUUAUGUGGUUUUGUACUGCCUUUUCGUAAUUUUGUUUUCAUGCAAUAAAAAAAGCUCACCGGCGUCAUCUUGUGCACCAAGUCCAUACAGUAGGUGGCGGUAAUACUUCUAAGGAGUGAGCGGCCAUUAACCAGACGAAGAAGAAGAAGCAUCGUUGCUAUGACGUCAUCAGUUUCUUCACUCAUUCAGUCCGCGCGCGCGCUUGUGUCUUCUGAGGCCUGAUGGAGGACAGUGAAGUGGAGGAGAAACAUCAUGUCACAAUUGGAGAAAUAGACCAGGAAUGUUUCAUCUGCGGUCAGUGUGGAAAUAGUUUCACAUGUAAACAGAGUCUCGAGGAUCACAUGAAGAUCCACACUGAAGAGAAACUGCAUGAAUGUGAUCAAUGUGGCAAAACAUUUUUGAGGGCUUCAGCCCUGAAGAGCCACCUGAAAUAUCAUUCAAAGGAGAAACCACAUUCAUGUUCUUUGUGUGGAAAGAGUUUCAAAGGUAAACACGGUCUCAAGGUUCACAUGAGGAUCCACACUGGAGAGAAACCGUUUACAUGUGAUCAGUGUGGGAAGAGAUUCAGAGAACAAGAAACCUUUAAGGAUCACAUGAUGAUCCACACUGAAGAGAAACUGCAUGAAUGUGAUCAAUGUGGCAAAACAUUUUUGAGGGCUUCAGGCCUGAAGAGCCACCUGACAGUUCAUUCACAGGAGAAACCACAUUCAUGUUCUUUGUGUGGAAAGAGUUACAAAGGUAAAGACGGUCUCAAGGUUCACAUGAUGAUCCACACUGGAGAAAAACCGUUCACAUGUGAUCAGUGUGGGAAGAGUUUUAGACAAUCAAACAGUUUAAAAGCACACAUGACCAUCCACACUGGAGAAAAGCCGUACGAAUGUGAUCAAUGUGGCAGACUAUUUCCGAGGGCUUCAGGCUUAUACACCCACAUGAAAGUUCAUUCACAGGAGAAACCAUAUUCAUGUUCUUUGUGUGGAAAGAGUUUUUCACUGAUGCAAAGUUUAAAAGAACAUCAGAAAAGACAUACUGGUGUAAAAGAUCAUAAGUGCUUGGAGUGUGGGAAGAGUUUUGUUACAGCUGCACAUUUGAAACUUCACUGGAGGACUCACACUGGAGAGAAACCUUACAAGUGUUCAUACUGCGACAAGAGAUUCAGACGGACGGGACAUCUGAAAACACACGAGAUGAUCCACACUGGAGAGAAACCUUACACUUGUGAUCAGUGUGGGAAGAGUUUCACUCAAAUAUCUUCUCUACUCAGUCAUAGAAAAUACAAUCAUAAGUAGAUCUUCUUCAGAUCCAGCGCUGUCAAGCGUGAAGCCACAUCCUCACCGAACGUGACACAAUAAUACCAUCGAGUGAUAAAAUCUCUUUUAUUUACUGUAAAUCUGUCCUAACCAGCCACAACGAAACAUCAUCUAAAUUUGUCACAUUGAAUAAAGUUCAUAUUCAAAACCAGAAGUUUCAACUGUGAGAUUCAGAUGGACAAUAUCUAGAUGUUUUAUUUUUGUAUAUCAUUUUGCUUUAUUAUGAGUUAAAUGAAGGAAAUUCAAAGUUUUUCUUUUAUUAAACUUCUUGGUUUUAGUUUAGAGUUGUUGUUUUUUUUUUUUGUAGAGAGAUCAGUCUCAUUAGUUAAUAGUAAAAUGUGUUUGCUGUAUCGCAUGCGUUUGUAGUGGGAAGUUCAGAACAUUUUAUUGACUAGUUCACCUCAAUCUCUGAUCCAAUAAUUAAUAGGAAGACACAAGAGAAAUAAAGUUGCUAAAGCAUACACUGAAUCCAUAUCAUUUUCCCAUGCUUAUUUAUAUCUCUGAUGAGGAUUGAUACUUCAGUCGACAAAUAUAAACAUUAGAUCGUUUUGUGUGGAUAAAGAGAUCCCUGUGAAUCAACAGGAGAAAGAUCGAAAGAUCUCUGCGUAUCUCGUUGAAUUACGACACUGAGGUACACAAAUAUAAGAAGGAUGUUUUCUUUCAUCUCUGAUAGACCACCAUCUUCUCUUUAAUUAAAAAAAUAAACAAACAUUAAUUAUACCCUGCCAAGUUUCUUGCACCAAAUUUAAGUGUCCCUAAUAAGGGCAUGAGCGGAAGUAACCAUGCCAUAAUUUGAUUUCUUCAUUUUCUGAAAAGGACUUUUUAACUUUUGGUGUAAUAAUGGAAGAUGGACAAAUUCAAUUUCUACUGAACAAUAUUUUCAUUUUGGGGAAAUUUUAUAUUCAUAAAUGUAAUCGUCAAAGCCAUUUUCUGUUUUUCAGAAAUAUUUUUGGAUUUUCUUUGAAUCUAUAAGAAUUGUAAAAUUGAAAAGUUGAAGUAGACUACUUGGUUUAUUGAAGAAUUUUAAACUAUAGAAGACCUUGAUGUAUAAUAUUAUUAUUAUUAUUAUUUAUUUAUUUAUUUUUAUUUAUGUUUCCUUUCUAUAGAGUUGUGCUCUGUCCUUUAGGGAUUUUAUGUGGUUUUGUACUGCCUUCUUGUAAUUGUGUUUUCAUGCAAUAAAAAAGCUCACCGGCGUCAUCUUGUGCACCAAGUCCAUACAGUAGGUGGCGGUAAUACUUCUAAGGAGUGAGCGGCCAUUAACCAGACGAAGAAGAAGCAUUGCCGCUCUGACGUCAUCAGUAUCGCUCAUUCAGUCCGCGAGCGCGCUUGUGUCUUCUGAGGCCUGAUGGAGAACAGUGAAGUGGAGGAGAAACAUCAUGUCACAACUGGAGAAAUGGACCAGGAAUGUUUCAUCUGCGGUCAGUGUGGAAAUAGUUUCACAUGUAAACAGAGUCUCGAGGAUCACAUGAAGCUCCACACUGAAGAGAAACUGCAUGAAUGUGAUCAAUGUGGCAAAUCAUUUUUGUGUACUUCAUCCCUGAAGAGCCACCUGAAAGUUCAUUCUCAGGAGAAACCACUUUCAUGUUCUUUGUGUGGAAAGAGUUUAAAACACAAACUGAGUCUUGAGAAUCACAUGAUGAUCCACACCGGAGAGAAACCGUUCACAUGUGAUCAGUGUGGGAAGAGUUUUAGACAAUCAUACAAUUUAAAAGAACACAUGAACAUCCACACUGGAGAAAAGCCGUACGAAUGUGAUCAAUGUGGCAGACUGUUUUCGAGGGCUACAGGCCUACACACCCACAUGAAAGUUCAUUCACAGGAGAAACCAUAUUCAUGUUCUUUGUGUGGAAAGAGUUUUUCAUAUCUUCAGAGUUUAAAAGAACAUCAGAAAAGACAUACUGGUGUAAAAGAUCAUAAGUGCUUGGAGUGUGGGAAGAGUUUUGUUACAGCUACACAUUUAAAACGUCACUGGAGGUCUCACACUGGAGAGAAACCUUACAAGUGUUCAUACUGCGACAAGAGAUUCAGACGGACGGGACAUCUGAAAACACACGAGAUGAUCCACACUGGAGAGAAACCUUACACUUGUGAUCAGUGUGGGAAGAGUUUCACUCAAAUAUCUUCUCUACUCAGUCAUAGAAAAUACAAUCAUAAGUAGAUCAUCUUCAGAUCCAGCGCUGUCAAGCGUGAAGCCACAUCCUCACCGAACGUGACUCAAUAAUACCAUCGAGUGAUAAAAUCUCUCUAAUUUACUGUAAAUCUGUCCUAACCAGUCACAACGAAACAUCAUCUAAAUUUGUCACAUUGAAUAAAGUUCAUAUUCAAAACCAGAAGUUUCAACUGUGAGAUUCAGAUGGACAAUAUCUAGAUGUUUUAUUUUUGUAUCUCAUUUUGGUUUAUUAUGAGUUAAAUGAAGGAAAUUCAAAGUUUUUCUUUUAUUAAACUUCUUGGUUUUAGUUUAGAGUUGUUGUUUUUUUUUUGUAGAGAGAUCAGUCUCAUUAGUUAAUAGUUUGUGUUUGCUGUAUCGCAUGCGUUUGUAGCGGGAAGUUCUGAACAUUUUAUUGACUAGUUCACCUCAUCUUCUAUCCGAAAUAAAGUUGCUAAAGCAUACACUGAAUCCA
Megalobrama amblycephala (Wuchang bream) is the source of this 3986-nucleotide messenger RNA. RefSeq names its product zinc finger protein 239-like. Gene Ontology annotation, biological process: regulation of transcription by RNA polymerase II. The transcript is spliced from 3 exons. The coding region runs from base 280 to 1344 and encodes 354 amino acids. Gene Ontology annotation, cellular component: nucleus. NCBI's taxonomy places the organism in Eukaryota, Metazoa, Chordata, Actinopteri, Cypriniformes, Xenocyprididae. Gene Ontology annotation, molecular function: DNA-binding transcription activator activity, RNA polymerase II-specific; RNA polymerase II cis-regulatory region sequence-specific DNA binding. The record is from RefSeq and is a predicted model, not a curated record.